AACUCCACCAGCUUCACUGAGACAUAGAGGGAGAGAGAAGCGAAAGUGGGGCUGAUGCUGCAGCUAGAUCGCAGGCUUCCUUGAUUUGCAAGCUCAGCCAUUCAUGGAGCUAAGGUUCAGGUUAUUGCUGCAUCGGUUCCUGCCUUCCUGCCAUGGGUAGAGCUAAAUCACCUGGAAGAUGGAUCAAGACAUUGUUAUUUGGGAAAAAAACAUCAAAACACAAUGUUAAAGAAAGAGAGAAAAUUACAAAUGACGCAGCGGUCCUGGUUGGUGCUAGGGCACCUGAAGCUGAUUAUCAUGUGGUUUCUCAGCCUAAUACUGAAAGUGAUGAUUGGAAUAGCAGGAAACAAGAAUCAGAGAGAAAGAAUGAGGAAAUUCUACUCCAAGAUCGAGGGAUUGAGACCGACGAGGACAUGGACAUGGCUCAACUAAGUAUAACUCAGGAUGCACCUCAAAAUCCAGAAAUAAUCAGGCAAGAGAUAGCAGCAACAAAGACGCAAGCUGCUUUCAGGGGUUAUUUGGCUCGCCGUGCAUUCCGAGCUCUCAAGGGCAUCAUUCGGUUGCAAGCACUUAUCCGUGGGCAUUUGGUUCGGAGACAGGCAGUUGCUACUUUGUGCUGCAUGCUGGGAAUAGUUAAAUUGCAGGCACUUGUUCGAGGGAGAAAUGUCAGGCAAUCUAGCAUUGGGCUUGAAGUACACAGGUUACUGAUAUCUCAGGGCAUGUCUGGGGAUUCUGCCAAAGUUGAUUUAAGUACUCAGCUUGCCAAUUUUUCUGCAAAUGCUUUCAUUCGAAAGCUUGUUGCUUCAUCACCAACUGUCAUGCCUCUGCACCUCAAUUAUGAUUCUGCGGAACCAAAUUCAAUUCCGAGUUGGUUAGCAUGCUGGUCAGCGUCUGUUUUCUGGAAACCAGUUCCCCAACCGAAAAGAAUCUCCAAAUCUCAGAAAAAGCAGGGUUUCUCUCAAAUUUCAGAAACUGAAACUCGUAGGACGAAGCGUGGUGUCCAGAAAACUCCUGCUUCCAAUGUUGACACAGCGCACGCAACCACAGAGAUGCCCAAACGCAAUGUACGGAAGGUGUCUGGCCAUUCUACGGAUCCUUCGCAGGAUAGUCCACAAAAUGAGAUCCAAAAGGUCAAACGGAGUUUGAGAAAGGUCCAUAAUCCUGUUUUAGAGAAUACUGUAAUCCAGUCUGAAAUUGGAAGUGUAAAGCCCAAGGACAGUUCGGAAAGGCCAUCCAUCACUAGAGGAGAUGAUGUUUUUGAGCAGAACAACAAAACUUCUGAUGAGAAAAUGGAGAGUGAGACAAUCUUGACCUCAUCAAAUUUGCCUGAUGCAGAAAAGAUUCAGGAACCAUUGGAAAUAAAUGACAGAGCUGAUAUUCCUUUUGAUGGUCAAGCAGUAUAUGACUCAAAUGCUUCAAUGGAGAACGAUGUAGAUGAUGACAGCGGUCCUGUAACGAAUGGGCAUCAGGAACCCAAAAACCAAGAAGUCGCCAUCCAGAGGGAUGAUCCAGUGAGCAAUGAGCAACGUAGAUCAGGCCGUAAGUCUUCCACACCCUCAAAGCAAGAAUAUGAGGAGAAUGGCUCACGUAGCAGUCCAGCGCUUCCAAGUUAUAUGGCAGCAACUCAAUCUGCAAAGGCCAAACUGAAAGCGCAAGGUUCUCCGAUGUUUGGGCAGGACGGGGCAGAGAAGAGUAAUCUGUCAAGACGUCACUCUCUACCUUCCCCAGCUAACAGUAAAAUCAAUUCUCAGUCACCGAGAACCCAGAAACCUAAUCAGGGAAGUGGCAAAGGUGGAAAUAAAAGCGACAGAUCAUCAAGAGAUGCGAAUGGAAAGGCUGAGUGGAGAAGGUGACUUUCAGAAACACUGCGGUUCAAAUCUAACUUGAGGAGCAACAUUGUGUGCAGAUUUCGGUUCGUGUUCUCUGGUGUAAGAAGUAUUAGUUCUGAAGCUUGAUUCACGGCGUCUGGUUUCCUGGUUCUCUAGACUUUUGAGUUGGAUUUGUUAGUGCAGGUAACAUCAUGGUUUUUGGAGUCUCACCAUGUUAAAUGUCUCAAAUUAGUGUUGAACUCAUUAUUGGUCUGUACUAUGGUGCUAUACAUUGCAUAUUUGUAUAGUUGUGCAUCUGUUUAGCUACCUCUGUUGGUCUGCUGAUGUUAGGCAUCGCGAACAUUUUCGUCUGUAACGUGUGGCAUGGCUUGAUGAUUAAUUCUACUGAUGUUUCUAUUGUGCUUGGUUUAUUCGAAA
Syzygium oleosum is the source of this 2246-nucleotide messenger RNA. RefSeq names its product protein IQ-DOMAIN 31. Gene Ontology annotation, molecular function: protein binding. The transcript is spliced from 7 exons. The coding region runs from base 153 to 1853 and encodes 566 amino acids. Lineage: Eukaryota; Viridiplantae; Streptophyta; Magnoliopsida; Myrtales; Myrtaceae. The record is from RefSeq and is a predicted model, not a curated record.